Molecule: messenger RNA, 6505 nt
Organism: Dreissena polymorpha
Lineage: Eukaryota; Metazoa; Mollusca; Bivalvia; Myida; Dreissenidae
Product: receptor-type tyrosine-protein phosphatase S-like
Exons: 17
Coding region: 201-4961 (1586 amino acids)
Biological process (GO): protein dephosphorylation
Molecular function (GO): protein tyrosine phosphatase activity; protein binding
Source: RefSeq, a predicted model, not a curated record
UGAAAUAAGAUGUCGCAUAGAAUAACCAAUACUUGUUAAUUUGCAUUCGAGUUUAUAAUCCUAGCACGGAUAUUGAUUUGUGUCUUUAAAUGAAACCAUAUCGUAGACUAUGGUAAACAGUAGAUCUACUGUGUGAAUGUACAGUGAAGUAGAUAUUCUUAAUGUUUAGCAAGGAUCUUUUGAAUAAUGUGUUAAUUUAAAUGGUAGUGGAUCUAAACUGCUGCAUAGCAUUACAUCGGAAUAUGGCCACACUUGCUGGGUUCCUGAUUGUGAUAGUACUACAUAUUCAAGCCGUCGGCGGUUCCACAACUCUGCAGCCUGCGUCGGAUGUCUGUAAAACAUGCCGCGUCAAUCAGUACUGUCCUCUUAAUACGCCAGCCUGCUUUGACUGUCACAUCUCCUGCACAAACUGUACAUCGUACGGCGAGAACCACUGUCUGCAAUGCAAGCUGGGGUACAGGAACGUGUCUGGCACGUGUGGGCUGUGUCCGCCGAACACUUUCGGUCCAGACUGUGCGUCCACGUGCCGUUGCCUGAACCCCCAAGACCCCGCUGAGUGCGACCCUGCCAACGGGCACUGCGCAAGCUCCCAGUGCGCCCAGGGCUGGCAGGGCGUACCCACCUGUCAGACACCAUGCAGCGAAGGUUCGUUUGGUUCGGGCUGUGUGCAGGCAUGCCACUGCCCCCCUGGUGAUACCUGCUCCCCCGUCAACGGUCUCUGCUCCAGCGGAGCAUGCGCGAUAGGCUGGGCCAGUACAGGAUGUCAGAACGAGUUACCGCAACUUGACAAUCCACCGGAUGCUGUCGACGUGUCGUGCGCAAACGUAACGGUCACGUGGUUGGGGUGGAGGAGCGGGGUGGACAGGGGCGAGACCACGGCAACUAUCAAGAGAUAUGAAUUAUAUUCAACUUACCGUCCCGUAGAACAUUACGAGCCCUGGAAAUUUGUAGCCAGCGUCACUCACAACAAGACAGCAGGUUCCUAUCAAAUAAACCUGACAAAUCUCGUACCAGACGUGGAUUAUAAAUUUCGUGUUGACGUCAUACAAGAGGCGCCGGGCGGGAAAGAUAUGCCAGCGAUGACAGGAAAAAAUUCUACGCCCGUGUUUAUCCUAUGCACAGAAACGACUACCACGUCAACCACCCCUGAACCAACCACUACUACUAAAAAGCCACCAGAUUCAAAUUUACUUGACGACUCGAAAAUACGUUACCAAGUGUUUCGUAACAACAUCUCCGGCCGUCACGAAAUUACUGUCACAUGGGGUCUUAGAGACGCGGUUAACAACGAGACUCGCGUGAUCGUGACCUUGACGCUUUCAAGAGUGAAGUACGCGGGCAUCGAUUGUGCGCUGUUCGAAAACGGAACCGCUGUUAUCAGACGGGAUUUGGCGCGAGAAGGGACCCAGUUAAUAACGGAAGGCGUUACCCCGUGGACAGAGUACAGUCUGAAUAUUUCAGCCAGCAACUCCACUCUCAACAUAUCUGACUUCCGGACUUACUCUUUGACAACUCUUGAAGACGUACCUAGCCCUUUGGGAAAAGUAGAGAAUGUCCGCGUUGUUGACGUCACAAAGACAGGUGGCGUCAUCCAAUGGUCGCCCUUAAACUGCAGCUUACGUCACGGAAGCUUGCGGCAAUACCGCGUGUACGUGUUCAACAUGAUGACGUCACUCCAGCUUGUGCUCAACGACACGUCAAUCACGAGGUUUACAUCAACAACCGGCGAUAUAUUCAUCUACCAGACGAAUGCAUUAAAGCCUUACACGAAGUACGGUAUAAACGUGGUCUUCGAGAACAGCCUUGGUGCAGGCCCCAACAUGUCGAACCUGACCGAGUUCACGACUGCAGAAGGAGUGCCGGGGCCACCGAGUAUCGAGAAAAUUACCGAAGCGGCGACGUCAAUCACCGUCACUGUACGCGUUCCUGACGUAACUAACGGCGUACUGACGCUGCUGUCCGUGCGCGUGUUUAAGCGCAAUGAAACCGGAAGUGUGAGUCGCAGCCAAAGCUUCCAGUCCGGUGUCACUUCCUACACGUUCACAGUGCCUGGAUUGGAACCUCUCACGGAGUAUUUCAUAGAGGCCACGGCAAGCACCCGUGCAGGCGCCGGAAACACGACAAACGUCCAGUCGCUGACAACGCUGAAGUCUGUUCCCUUAGCGUCAACCAACGUCACGUCCGACGUCGAUGUCAGAAAUGAGACCUGCCUGAAACUGACGUGGCAAAACGCCGACGACUCUGUGACGUCAUAUAACGUGAGCUAUGAAGAAAAGGGAGUGCUAUCUGAAACAAAGAAUACUCUGCAGACAAAUAACACUUCAGCGUUAGUGUGUAAUCUGAAGCCCGGUACUUUCUAUGAUUUCACAAUCGUCGCUUGGAGCACUGCCGGAUACGGGGAACCAGUUAUCCUGACCUUCUCCACCGAGCAGCCUGAUCCUCCCAGGCCAAAGGUACCGGAAGUGCUCAACACGACCGCCUCAACAAUAACCGUCGCGCUAGAACCGGAGGUUAUGACGUCAACGGCCUACGCGUACGGGUACCUGCUCGCAAUCGAUGACGUUACGGCGCGUCCUGCUCGCGCUACUAGUAAUAGUAACAGUACGUGCCCUGGGAUUAAUGAAAUUCCGGGCAAAAUAAUAAGGAAUUUUACCCAGUCUGAGCUUCUGAGGAGAACUGUAUUCGUGAUUGGUGACAAAACGUACGAACGGGAACCAUACACCAACGGGGCACUGACAGAAAAUCACUUAUAUAGCAUAUACUUUAUAAUCACUAUUUAUUUUCGCGAUAUUUGCAAAUACAAUUAUUCCAACACGCUUAAUCCGAUUAAAGCGGAAACUGUGUUGCCGAUAAUCGCGCCUAAAGAGGUACUUGCGACCUCCAAUCUGAACUGGAUCAUUCCUAUCAUAGUGUUAGUGAUCAUAUUAGUUGCAAUAAUUAUAACAAUAAUUAUAUGCUUGGUGCUUCGUCGCCGUCAAGCGGGUCCUAAGUUUGAUCCCUUCAUAAACGAAGCAGACGACUUCAACCUGAAAGUGUACAGAUUCGAUGACUACGACCCGCACAAGUUUUGGAACAAAAUAUAUUCGCUGCGAGAAAGCAGGUUCAUCACCGCCGGCAGAGAGUACCUUCCCGUCGACAAUCACCCCAACAUUAACAGCUCUGUGGUCAUCGCAAGUGACGGCGCGCCCAUCACAUUUCACGACGAAUUCGCCAACUUACCGCAUGGACUGACGCAAGCCUGUGAGAUCGCGGAGCGGCGAGAAAACCGGACCAAGAACAGAUUCAGUCAUCUGAUACCGUACGAUCAAACCCGAGUCAUUCUUGACCCCGACCCUGACUCAUCGUCGACAUACAUCAACGCCAACUUCGUGAAGGGAUACAGGCAUCAGCACGAGUAUAUCGCGGCUCAGAGCCCGUUCGACGACGAGACGGUCCUUGACUUCUGGCGGAUGGUGUACCAGUAUGAAGUGCAGGUGAUUGUCAUGAUGUCCCAUAUUGUGGAGGACAACAUCGUCAAGUGUACCCAGUACUGGCCCGAACACGGACGGGUGCGCUACGGGUCGUUCCUGCUGGAGUGCGUGGAUGUACAGGAGUACGCAUCGUACGUUAUACGUCAGCUUAGAAUCAAGCGCGAGGGAGACGAGGAUUGGCAGAUCGUGUACCAGUUUGAGGCCACUUACUGGCCGGAACACGGCGUUCCAGACGACCCUAUCCCGCUGAUAGAAAUGCGCAGGAAAGUAAGCUUGUACCAAAACAAGAACGAAACGCCGGUCGUUGUCCACUGCGGUACGGGGGUAAGUCGCAGCGGAGUUUUCAUCGCUGUCGACUCGCUGAUGUCCCAAUAUGCAGAUGAAGGGAGAAUCAGUGUGUUUUCCUUCGUGAGAAAGAUGCGCAACAAUCGAACAUGUAUGGUCCGAACGGUGAAGCAAUACUUAUUUAUUUACGAGACAAUUUUCGAGGCUAUGCAUGCUGGCGAUACGUGGACAGGCCCCGAUGACUUGAAGGAACGCUAUCAUUUACUUACUAUGAAAAACCCGUCUAAUGGUCAUUCCUACUUGCAUGGUCAGUUCAAAAGUCUGUCCUUAUUCACCCGUAAACUCUUCCAAACCUCAUGUUCAAUUGCAUUUCUACCCGUUAAUUUCAACACAAACCGCUACAUUGAAAUAGUUCCUCCGGACGUUCACAGACCAGUAUUGACCACACCGGGACGAAGCGAUUAUAUAAAUGCGGUGUUUUUGGAUAGUCACAGAAAAACCGGCCAUUUUGUGAUUACUCAGACACCUCUGCAUACGACAGUGAUCGACUUUUGGAGGCUCGUCUAUGACCUCGAAAUAUACACCAUUGUCAUGAUGGAGCCCAUGAUGCACGAAGACGAUACAUGCGCGGAAUACUGGCCGGAAGACCAUAUGAAGCAAUUCGAGCCAUUCUUUGUUGAGACUGUGGACGUCUACCAGCAAGAAAACAUAACGAUUAGAAAUCUGAAACUCACCUACAUGAACGAUGUCAGCAAUCGGCGCCAUAUUCGUCAGUUUCAGUUCAAUGCUUGGUCUGAUUCGGAGUUUGUACCAAAAUCGAAAUCCAUGCUUCUGGAUGUGAUAGAUCUGGUAAAUGAUUGGCAGACUGUCAAUAACAAUGACACCACGCCUAUUCUCGUGCACUGUAAAGAUGGCGCUACGCACGGUGGUCUAUUUAUAGCCGUCAGCGUUCUUUGCGAGAAGGUACAGGACGAGAGCGAAGUGGACGUCCUGCAUACUGUGAAACACUUGAAGAGACGCCGUAAUCAGAUUGUCGACACCUUAGACCAGUUCCGGUUCUGCUACAAGGCAUUGUGGGACUUUAUCAACAUGCGCAUGCCCGGCGGAACGCUUACGGAUCAGAUGAGUAGAACGAAGUUCGACAGGCCAUUCAACAGCCUCAGUCUGACGUCAUACCAAUCUGUUGCAGAACACAUGCCUUACUGAAUGGUUAACGUCAUCGAUAUUUUGGAUGUCUGUUGUCAUAGAGUGUUCAAUGCGCGUAUAAGGCGACUGAAUUAUCACGGAUGACGGACAAUAUAAAGAACUCCUUUUAACAUUAUGCACAGAUAAAAAAUAAUUAAUGCAGGGUUUUUUGCAUAAAAAUUAUGUAAAUGCUUGUUUGUUUUAAAAAUCAAAUAAUAAAAAGAAAUCAUUCAAUUGAAAACACUCUGGAAUUUUAGGAUUUGUGUUAAUUUACUUAAAAGAUAGGUUCAUUCUAGUUAACUUAAUGAUUACAUGUUACAUAUCUUCGUUCAUAGUUGAGUAGAAUAACAAAUAUAAACUAUCAGUUCAUAUUUAUGCUAUUGUUCAAUAUAGUGACGAUAAUUGCUUCCAGUCUUGAUUUGCUCAAUGAUUCUUUUUUUGAACAAAUGUAUUAUGGUCAUUUACAAACUUGGUUUAACAUGGUGCCAUAUAUAUAAUAUAAUAUAUAUAUAUUUUGCAGCUAGAUCUAUAUAAAUUUAGCAACUGUAUCAUAUAUAUUAUGCAAAUAGAUCUGUAGAUAUUUGGCGACUAAUCUACAUAAAUUGUGGAACUAGAUAUGUAUAUGUCUACUAUGUGUACUGUAUGCAUGUGUUGUCUUGAAUGCUAAUUCUGAAAAGGGUUCGCCUUUUAGUAAACAUACUUUCACUUUGUUUUGUUGCGUUAAAUAUGGUGCUAAUAAAAUUUAGCAAUUUGUUGUAUGUGUAAAAAAUGAGUUGAAGCAUCCAAAGUGGUGUAUAACAAUGAUUAUUAUUCGUUGUUGUGGUUUAUAAGGAAACAUCAGUGAUUUAAAACUGGUGAUAAACUGUUUCAAACAGUGACAAAUAACAGUGAAAAGUAUAAAUACUUUUUAAGUUUUAUUCUAAACCUGUUUUAGAAUAUAAUCACAAAAUACAUGCUUUUCAAUCAUUAAAAUACAUGUAAACAUACUUUAAAUUUGAAUUUUGCUGCUAGCUAUUUUCCCUAUUCCCUAUACCAUGCUAUCUGGACUAUUUAUAAUAAUGUCAUCAGAAAAUGAUGUAAACUAACACUAUUCUUCCCAUAUUUGGGGCUUUAUCAAACGGUUGCUGUAAAUACAAGUAACACAUUAAAUUAAUGAACCCAGUUUAUAACCAACCUUUAAAACAGUGACAGUGUGUAGUAUAUCAAUUGUCAUAGAAAGCGAUUGAUGACAAAAAAUACAAUAUUUAAAUACUUGCUAAGCGCAAAAAGUAACUCAAUUUCUCUUCCGUAUGUACAUUUACGUCUUACUAUUUGAAAUUAAAUCCACAUUAUGAUGGCAUUUAAACUGCCUUAUUUUUAUAUUUUGAUUGAGUACAGCAUACAUUUUGUUGAUGUGUUGUAAGGACCAAUCUCAUAAGGCAUACGUUUUAUGUUCCUCUACAAGGAGGUCAUUAACAUUGUAUAUAGUACAACUGUUUACUGUGUGUCUUAUUGCAGUUUUAUAAAAUUAUUCAUGUAGCAUUUGUUGUUAAUUAUAGCAAAAUAAAUACAUUUACAACAUGCAA